UUACAUUUUAGAAAACAAAUUAACAAGACGCAAAACACUUUUACCAGUCCCGAAACAAAUUUACAAAUGACAGAUUCGUCACGGAAAGGGAAUGUACCAUAUACCGGAAGUGACGAGCGUGGUCUUUUCGUGUUUUUGUUGUGGAGUUUAUGGCGUCAAAGAAGUUUAUGGUGACCGCCCGAACAUGGACUGCGGCCGAGGGAUGUUUUGCCCGUUUUGUGGCAAACACAUGAACAGCUUAACGCGGUUUUGCUUUACGUGUGGUCGGUGUUUGGAGUUUUUAAAGGACGCGGACAAGACGGAAACAUUGGAAACACAGGGGACGUCUCGACAGCCGGACAGUGCUAUGCAAAAACAACCAUGCCCAUCAUACAAACAGUUCAUGGAGUACAGAAGCUCGAAAUCAAAAGAACGACAGUCUUUUAACUAUGGGCCAAAAGGAAGAUAUAGGCCUAAAAAGAAAACACGUCCAGAUAAACGUAGGAUUGAUGGUGCCAAGUGGAACUGAUUUAAAACCUCUAAGAGGGAAAACACUACAGUUAUUUACAGACCCAGAGGUAGCAGCACCUGAUCUACUGAAACAAGCUGUCCAGAAAAUGACAACAUUUAACAAGGACAUGCACGAAGGACCUUAUGUCCUUUUGUAUCCAGACUGCUCAGAGGUGGUUCAUGUGCCUGGGUCAGAAAGGCCAUUCAAAUUGGCAGAAUAUAAAAAGGAAAUAGGAAAGGCAUAUUCCAGGAUCACUUUUUUCAUUUGCCUAGAAAAACACUAUAAAAGAGUGGAUGAUACCUCAGACUCUGAUUCUGAAAUUGUCAUCACAACAAGGAGCACAGCUGAACUCAAUCGUGCUGACACUUUGGUUUUUGAACCACAAAAUCGAAGUACUCCCAAACACAAGCUGGACGAUGAAAGAGAUGCACCAGGACAAUCAACAAUUCUGCCUGGACAGAUAGUAAUAUCUGAUGCUGAGGAUCUGGAUCCACCGGAAGCAAAUCCAGAAAAAAUGUCUUGCUACAGUAAAUACACAGACCUGUAUUCACCAAAUGUUGAGCAGGAGGACGAAGAGCCGGUUGCUGUCAAUGUGAAGAAUUUCCAACACACAGCAAUGGAGGAGACGGACAUUGCAUUACCUGACAUCGUAGCAAACCUGUCUCUUCCUAUUGAUCAUAAAAAAGUCAGCCGGUUUAACAUCUCAAGGGAUAAUGUUUGGGAUGGGGCAGUCAGAGGUUUCAAGCGUACAACAUAUUCUGAAACCUGUGACAUGCUGGUGAAAUUUACUGAUGAUACUGGUGUUCUGGAAGAGGGAAUUGACACUGGUGGUCCAAGACGAGAGUUUUUAACUCUACUGAUGAAACACCUAAAAGACCGGCCCAUUUUUGAUGGACCAGAAGGACAUCGGUUCUUGGUCUACAAUGCAAAGGCUGUUAGGGAGGAUGAAUACUACUUGGCAGGAAAGAUGAUUGCUGUGUCAGUUGUGCAUGGAGGUCCAGGACCCCAUUUCCUGUCAGAAGAUCUUGUACAUUAUCUUGCAGGCCAGCCUUCAUUCAAAGCAACAAAUAAUUUAAUAACUGAUGAAGAAAUAGGGAAAGCUUUGCAAGAGAUUGAGAAUGCUGCUUCAUUGGAUGCUCUGCAAGAAUGUAUGAUGAGACACAGCACAAUGUUACAGACAGCAGGUUGUCUGAGACAUGUGGCUACUGUGGAAGAAAAUAAAGAAAUCGUGUCAGACUACCUCCAAUGGUAUAUCAUUGACCGCAACUCAUCUGUAAUUGACAGAUUCAGAGAUGGUCUUUCAACCCUGGAGUUUUUGACUGCACUACAGCAACACCCUACUUUGCUGGCCCCUGUCAUGUGCCACUCUGAAAGGCGACUCACUGCUUUUGAACUUGAGAGACUCUUCAAACCUGACCUCAGUCCUUCGGGGAGUAAUCGAAGACUUAAAGAAAGUCAAACCAUGGCCUACUGGGCAGACUAUUGUCGUAUCGGGUGAAUGGUGGCAAUUAUUGCUGUCAACAAAGAGUCCG
Messenger RNA from Coregonus clupeaformis (lake whitefish), 2022 nucleotides. RefSeq lists its product as uncharacterized. Lineage: Eukaryota; Metazoa; Chordata; Actinopteri; Salmoniformes; Salmonidae. Gene Ontology annotation, molecular function: ubiquitin-protein transferase activity. Bases 429 to 1988 code for a protein of 519 amino acids. Gene Ontology annotation, cellular component: nucleus. The transcript has 12 exons. The record is from RefSeq and is a predicted model, not a curated record.